Molecule: messenger RNA, 1677 nt
Organism: Neltuma alba
Lineage: Eukaryota; Viridiplantae; Streptophyta; Magnoliopsida; Fabales; Fabaceae
Exons: 11
Coding region: 77-1264 (395 amino acids)
Molecular function (GO): protein binding
Source: RefSeq, a predicted model, not a curated record
CCACCUCCGCAAACCCAUCGGCUGGGCUUAGAACGACACUUAAUUGACUCAGUUUGUAGCUUUGUUCCUGAAAGCCAUGCAAGUUUUCUCGAAUGCUCGCCGGUUUUCUAGGGCAUUGCUUAACUCCUAUCAUUUCCUUUCUUAUGACCUUCAGAGCGUCGGAGGUCCUCACUUGGUUACUCCCUGCCGGAACACGAGCAGCUUGUCUUCAAAGGCCACUUGGUUCUUAGGGUCAGCUCAAUCAUUGACGACAGAAUCAGUGCCUGUGCACUUAUUGACGUCAAAGUCAUUUUCUACGUCAAUAACAAACACUGAUGAAGGGGCUUCGACAGUGUUAAAUGCAGAGGCCGUGAAGGAACUGUACGACAAAAUGCUGGAAUCUGUAAAUGUUAAACGAUCAAUGCCUCCAAAUGCUUGGUUAUGGUCAAUGAUUGAGAAAUGUGGAAACCAUGGUGAUAUUGAACUUCUGUUUGACAUUUUGCAGAACCUCCGCAGAUUCAGGCUCUCAAAUCUUCGCAUUCACACAAAUUUUAAUGACAACCUUUGUCGAGAAGUUUCUAAAGCAUGUGCUAGAGUAGGAGCUCUCGACUUUGGAAAGAAGACCUUGUGGAAGCAUAAUGUAUAUGGAUUGACUCCGAGUGUUGCAUCCGCACACCAUUUGCUGACUUAUGCUAAGAAUCACAAUGAUAGUAAACUGUUGGUUGAAGUAAUGAAACUUAUAAAGGCUAAUGAUUUACCAUUGCAACCGGGCACAGCAGAUAUAGUUUUCAGCAUUUGUUACAAAACCGAUAAUUGGGAGUUGAUUAAUAAAUAUGCUAAGAGGUUUGUGGGGGCUGGUGUAAAACUACGACAAACCUCAUUUGACACAUGGAUGGAAUUUGCUGCAAGAAGAGGAGACACAGAAUCAUUGUGGAAAAUUGAGAGGCUGAGAUCUGAGUCAAUGAAACAGCACACCCUGGCAAGUGGGUUGUCAUGUGCAAAGGGUCUUCUGUUGGAACAUAAACCUAAUGAGGCAGCAACCGUCAUUCAGGCCCUAAAUGAGACUCUGCCCGAUGCUAAAAAGUCAGGCAUGAAGGAUGAACUUCAGAAGCUUGUAUCUGAGUGGCCUUUGGAAGUUAUAAAGCACCAAAAAGAAGAGGGCAGGAAGGCAUUAGCAGCCUCCUUGAAAUCUGAUAUUCUUGCCAUGGUUGAUUUACUAAGCAUGGGACUGGAGGCAAGCAUAAACUUGGAAGACCUGAACAGAAAAGAUGGAAUCCUUCUAUAACACGAGCUCAGAACUUGAUGAUGCCCUUGCCUUGGAAUGAGAUGCACACAAGGAUUAAUCAGUGGCCCUAGUUAGAUAGAUACUGAAACACUUACCUUAGCAUUUCUUGUUCGUCAAAACUAUGAAAUAUAUUUAUUUUAUGCGUGUCCUUCCCUCCCAUUUCUUUAUGCCUCUCAAAGUGGUGUGUAAUUUUGCAAACAUGUCAAUGCAAUUUAGUUCUUUAACGACUGAAAUUUUGUUGUCACUAGAUUAUGUUGUAUAAAUAAUGUGGAAGGUCUCAUCUUAGGCGCAUGCAAGAAUGUUCUUCAGUAGGGCUGACAUGGAACAAAAAUUGAUGUUCUGUUUCUGGUUACUGUGCAUUUGAGUUUAGAUUCGUGAGGCAAAUAUUGAUGAUAUUGCGUUUUCUGAUUUUA